ACCGACACCUGUGGUGAUUCUAGCUUGAGUGAAAGCCAUGCAUCUCCUCCAGCCAAACGUUCUUGCAAACAUGUCGAGCCUGUCCGCAAGGAGAGCCCAAAAACCCAUGCCAGCAAGCAGCGGGAGGGAUGGAGUAUGUCAACCAGAAGAUCCAGGUUAUUAUCUCAGUCUGGUGCUACUUUACAGAAUAGCCACAGUAGUUUAGCUCUUAAAAGCCACCCCCGCCGUGUUGAGAAAGAUGGAAAUGGGGACCGCCCUUGCAUCAAUGGGGACCGAGCAGUCAGGAGGAGCUGCAGGUCCAAAAGUACCAGAUUUGAAACGUUAAACCAGAGCCUGCUGUUUGAUCAGCUUGUAAACAGCACUGCAGAGGCUGUCCUCCAAGAAAUGGACAACAUCAACAUCCGGAGGAGCAGUAAAUCCAGAGAGGUGGAGCGGCUGCGUAUGUGGACAGACACGGAAUUUGAGAACAUGGACAUGUAUUCCCGUGUUAAGAGGAGGAGGAAAAGUCUGCGUAGAAGC
Staurois parvus is the source of this 519-nucleotide messenger RNA. The record is from the annotation of a GenBank genome assembly. Lineage: Eukaryota; Metazoa; Chordata; Amphibia; Anura; Ranidae.